Zasmidium cellare ATCC 36951 is the source of this 3504-nucleotide messenger RNA. RefSeq lists its product as uncharacterized. Gene Ontology annotation, biological process: microtubule organizing center organization; nuclear migration; vesicle transport along microtubule. Gene Ontology annotation, cellular component: kinetochore; microtubule associated complex; cytoplasmic microtubule. The coding region runs from base 1 to 3504 and encodes 1167 amino acids. Lineage: Eukaryota; Fungi; Ascomycota; Dothideomycetes; Mycosphaerellales; Mycosphaerellaceae. The transcript has 2 exons. The record is from RefSeq and is a predicted model, not a curated record. Gene Ontology annotation, molecular function: microtubule plus-end binding; dynein complex binding.
AUGCCAGCCAUAUAUGGCGAAGGCAAAGCCCGAGCCAACAGGCGCCUUCUUGCUGCAAUAUCUAGUGAGAAUAAAGCCGAUCUUGGGGCACUUCCGUUUGCUGCAGAAGCGUCUUACGACUCUUUUGCGGAACGCAGUUUCGCACAAUGCCUCGAGGGCACCCGCAUCCAUCUACUCAAUGAAAUCUACCAAUGGGCUGAUAAUGCGAAUGGCAGGCGUAUUUUCUGGUUGUGCGGUAAGGCGGGCACAGGAAAGUCGACUAUUUCCCGCACAAUCGCACGCAGAUUCGAUAAAGAACAAGGAUGCCUUGGGGCGACUUUUUUCUUCAAACGAGGUGAAGCAGAUCGAGGGAGCGCACGGCGCUUUUUCCCGACGUUGGCAAAGCAACUGGUCCAGAGGGUCCCAAGAAUGGACUAUGCGAUUGCGGACGCCUUAAAGAACGACAUCUGCACGAAAAAUUUGAACGAACAGUUCGAGCACUUGCUUUUGAGGCCACUAGCCGGUUUGCAUGGCAUUGAUCAUCUGCGAAAGACUCUGAUUCUUAUUAUCGAUGCUAUGGAUGAAUGCGAGCAUAGCAGCGAUAUUAGCUUGAUCUUGACACUCUUGGCUCGAGCAGCAGCAAUUACCUCAAUCCGUCUGUGUGUGUUUGUGACGAGCCGGCCAGAGCUUCCAGUUCAGCUUGGGUUUUGGAAGAUAGAUAGAGAUUUGCAUCAGGACGUAGUGCUCGAGGAGGCCCAAGAAACGACCAUCGCUCACGACAUCCGGGCUUAUCUCCAACACCGGUUCGACGAGAUCAAGGAGGAAGAUUGGCUGUCGACAACGUGUGAUCCGCUGCCUGCAGAUUGGCCAGGAACUUCUAGCAUCCAGGCACUUGUUGACUUGGCAGUACCUCUUUUCGUCUUCGCAGUUACGAUGUGCCGCUUUAUAGCCGAAGCGGACCCACAGGCGCGUCUUGCGGCUCUUUUGCGGCAAGAAAGUCUCUCUUCGUUUUCGGGGUUAGAGAAAACCUAUCUCCCGAUCCUGGAACAAAUGAUACGAGGCAAAGACAGUGAAGAAGAAGCGCAAGCGCUCGCGGGGUUCCGGGACAUCGUUGGAUCUAUCGUACUGCUUGCGGAACCAUUGUCCAUUCACUCAUUGAGCCGUCUUCUCCAGAUCCCGCCGAGGAACAUUGGUCAGAGGCUUAAACAGCUGAACUCUGUGCUCAGCAUUCCAAGCAACCCCUUCACCCCGAUUCGACUGUUUCACCUCUCAUUUAGCGACUUUCUAGUCGAUAUACGCGAGGGCAAGACGAACAAGUUCAGAGUUGACAAGGUCCACAAUCAUCGAAAGCUUGCCGCAAAGUGUCUUCGCAUGUUGAGCGAGCAAGGCGCACUGCAUCAGGAUCUCUGCAACGCCAGGAGCCCUAGGACACGCCGGACUGAAUUCGGGAAGCAGGAAGUGGCGCAUAUUAUUACAGCAGACGUGGCGUAUGCGUGCUGCUAUUGGGUGUGGCAUUCGGUGGAGGGGCGAGAGAUGUUGUGCAACGACAGUCAAGUACAUGUAUUCUUGAAGGUGCACUUUUUGCAUUGGCUGGAAGCGCUCAGCUGGCUUGGCCGACUGUCGUGGGUAAUUGCUUAUAUGCGCGAGCUACAGACUCAUGUGGAUGUCGACCAAGGAGAUCGUCUAUUCGCGUUUCUCGACGACGCAAUACGAUUUGUACUUCGAAAUCGACACAUAAUCGACCUCGCACCUUUGCAAACAUAUUGUUCAGCACUAGUAUUCGCGCCGAAGCAAAGCGUAGUGCGACGACAGUUCCAACAGUAUAUCCCUAGGUGGCUGAGUCUGCUUCCCCGAGUACCCUCGGUAUGGAGCCUAGAAACUCAGAGGCUUGAAGGACAUAGUGAGGGAGUCACAGCAAUAGCCUUCUCUUCGAACCUGAACACCAUAGUAUCAGCUUCAAACGACAAAACGGUUCGCCUAUGGGAUACUCUUACGGGUGAGGAGACGCAGAAGCUCGAAGGGCAUAAGAGCUAUGUUAAUACAGUAGCCGUAUCCGCGAAUGGGCAGAUAGUAGCAUCAGGGUCACAUGAUAAAACCGUACGUCUCUGGGAUACUCUUACGGGCAAGGAAACGCAGAGGCUCGCGGGGCACGAUAGCUGGGUAACUGCAGUCGCCCUCUCUCCGGACAAUCAAAUAAUAGCAUCAGGAUCAUAUGAUGGGACAGUAAGGCUCUGGAAUACUCGAACAGGCGAGCAGACUCAAAGGCUCGGCCAUGAUGACUGCGUUACAGCAGUAGCAUUUUGUCCAGAAGGAAAGGUAGUAGCAUCGGGCUCAUUUGACAAGACAGUUCGUCUGUGGAAUACGUUAACAGGCCUGGAGAGGCAGAAAUUCGAAGGGCAUAAUGGCGACAUUAAUGCAGUAGCCUUCUCACCAUGCGGGCAGCUAGUGGCAUCAGGAUCAGACGACGAGACGAUACGGCUAUGGAAUACUCUAACAGGCAAGAUGCAGAAUCUCGAGGGACACGAAAGUAAAGUGAAAACAGUAGUCUUCUCUCCAGACGGGACGAUGAUAGCAUCAGGGUCAAACGACAAGACGGUACGGCUAUGGAAUAUUGUGACAGGCGAGACACAGACGCUCGAGGGACACGAUAGUACAGUUACUGCAGUGACCUUCUCUUCAGGCGGGCAUAUGGUAGUAUCUGGGUCACAUGACAAGACAAUUCGGCUAUGGAACGCUCGAAAAGGCAAGGAAACGCAAGAGCUGAAGGUGACGCAAAGGCUCGGAGGCCACGACGACUCUGUUACAGCGAUAGCCUUGUCCCCCGAUGGCCUUAUAGCAGUAUCAGGUUCAGUUGACAAGACAGUACGGGUAUGGAACACCCGUACAGGCAAGGAGCUACAGAAGCUCGAAGGCCAUAGUAACUCUAUUACAUCAGUAACGUUCUCUCGGGACGGCCAAACUGUAGCAUCGGGAUCAGGUGACGGAACAGUACGACUAUGGAGCGACUUCACUAGUACGAGCCAGAACAUACAGAAGCUCGAAGGCCACGAUGACAUCGUUACAGCGGUGGCCUUUUCUCCGGACGGGCAAAUGGUAGCAUCAGGAUCAUUUGAUCACACAGUGCGGGUAUGGAAUGCUCGUACAGGCCAAGAGAUCCGCCAAUUCCAACACGAUGGACGUGUAGACCAGCUAGCCUUCGACGAACACGCAGCAUGUUUGCGGACCAACAUGUGCACCUUCGAUACUCCUCCCUACAUCGCUUAUCCACGAACGAUACGCACACUUCCCACUAGCUGUGUAGCCUUCCAGGACCCCUGGAUACAGUGUAAAGCCGAAGAAGUUCUUUGGCUGCCACACGAGUAUCGUGGAGUCAAUUCGGCAGUGUACGGCAACCUGCUUGUUAUAGGUCAAGCAUCUGGGACUGUGUCCUUCUUUCGCAUUGAUGGUAAUGUUUCGAGAGUUUCAAUGUCGGAAAGCGCAGCGAAAACAGAGUUGAACGGUGACUGCAGUCAAGAUCGUGGCUAA